UGAUUUGGAUGCGGAGGCGCUCAUCCUCUCAUUGUGCCCAUCGGGCACCGAACGAUAUUCUUCAGUUAAUCUAUUGACGUACCCUUUCGGAGUUGUUGCCGCUGAUCUGGCCGACGAGAUGGGUCUAAUCGAGAAUGUUGGCAAUGCGCCGGAGGCCGCACAUUUGUUCGUUGCAAUUUUUUUUGCCCUGGGUUUCGUUCCGGCUAGAUUUUUGCUCAAUUCUCUCGUUUAUAAGAGGCUGGCAAUCAGAAUGUUGUACGGUCCUGCUGUUUCAUUGAUGGCAGAUGUGACUAGAAAGGCAAAGUUUAUCAAGUGCACAGAGUCUAUGUGGAAGUUGACAUACUAUGCUUGUGUGCAGAUGUGGGUAAUUUCAAUCCUUAAACAAACACCUUGGGCCAUGAAUACGAAGGAGUAUUUUAGAGGGUGGCCGAACCAGGACUUGGGGUUGCCAAUGAAGCUGUUCUAUAUGUGCCAGUGUGGGUUUUAUCUUUACAGUAUUGGUGCUCUUCUGGCUUGGGAAACCCGAAGAAAAGAUUUCUCUAUUAUGUUCUCCCAUCACAUAAUCACUUCAGUUUUAAUUGGAUAUUCCUACUUGACGAGUUUUUUCCGUAUUGGAACCGUAAUUCUCGCCCUUCAUGAUACGAGCGAUGUAUUUCUGGAAGCAGCAAAAGUUUCCAAGUAUGCAGGGAUGGAGAUGGCAGCUAGCCUAUUUUUUGCUUGUUUUGCAUUAUCAUGGUUUUUGCUGCGAUUGAUAUUCUUUCCCUUUUGGAUAAUCAAAACAUCAAGUUACCACUUGAUCGAGUCAUUGAUGAAGUCUGGUCAAUUUUCUAGAUCAUCAUAUUAUAUUUUCAAUGUCAUGCUUUUAACGCUUCUGGUAUUCCACAUCUACUGGUGGAAACUCAUAUGUGCAAUGAUUAUUAGACAACUUCAAAAUCAAGGAAAAGUGGGGGAAGAUAUUCGUUCAGAUUCUGAAGAUGAGGAAAGCUGACAUAAUUUGCAACAGAAGACUGAUAUUAGUUUCCUUGUACUCCAAAAUCUUCUUUCUGACUGCAAUUCAUUCCUCCUUUAUCUCACUUUUUGCUUGUGUAAAUUUGUAGGCCAUUUUCUGUUUUUUCUUUUUCUUUUUUCUCUUAAUAUGUUGGAAAAUAGA
Phalaenopsis equestris is the source of this 1150-nucleotide messenger RNA. RefSeq names its product ASC1-like protein 3. The coding region runs from base 119 to 988 and encodes 289 amino acids. Gene Ontology annotation, molecular function: sphingosine N-acyltransferase activity. Gene Ontology annotation, cellular component: membrane; endoplasmic reticulum. The transcript is spliced from 6 exons. NCBI's taxonomy places the organism in Eukaryota, Viridiplantae, Streptophyta, Magnoliopsida, Asparagales, Orchidaceae. Gene Ontology annotation, biological process: ceramide biosynthetic process. The record is from RefSeq and is a predicted model, not a curated record.